CAUCCCGAUCUUCGCCCCUUCCGAAGGCUAUCGAGACUUUGUGAACCGGAAAGGGUGGACUUCGUAUGUUUUGCAGGCUGUUGUGGAUGACACAUUCAUUUUCAGAAGCAUCAGCUGUAAAAUGCCGGGGUGUGCCCAUGACUCACUCGUAUUCAAGAGCUCAAAUCUCUUCAGGAAAGCCCACCUGGUGCCACAGGGUACGAGGAACAUUGAUGGAGUGGAUGUGAGGCUGCAGAUAGUGGGGGACCCUGCGUACCCACAACUCAGCUGGCUUAUGAAAGGGCACCAGACCUCUCCAAAUCUCACACCACAGCAGGAGUCGUUCAAUAUAUAUUUAAGUGCUGUCCGUGUGGGGGUGGAGCAAAGUUUUGGGCUCUUGAAGGCUCGUUUCAGGGUUCUGGCGAAAAGGAGCGACUUUCACUUUACGUUCGCUCCCACUAUGAUAGCGGCAUGUUGUGGCCUUCACAACUUCUGUCAGAGAGAGGGAGACCGGUGCAACCCCAACUGGCUUGAGGAGGGAAUUCAGUAUGUCCAGCCUGCCGAGACAAGAAAUGUGGAGGUUGCUGACACCAGCGCAAGGGAUGCCUUAACAGCAUACAUGGCCCGGCGCUUCCCACUCCGUAAAUAGAAGAUCAGUGUGAAAUGCACACGUUUCAUGUAAAUAGUUUAGUUCAUUUCAGGUUGUGAGAUGAGUAAUGGUGGGGUGGCGUCUGCGCCAAUGUCUUAUCCAGAGGGUAUUGCUCGGUGCGUAAUUCCAAGAGCAGUAUAAUGAAAAGGAAGAAAGG
Messenger RNA from Engraulis encrasicolus (European anchovy), 785 nucleotides. RefSeq lists its product as uncharacterized. The transcript has 3 exons. The coding region runs from base 122 to 628 and encodes 168 amino acids. The record is from RefSeq and is a predicted model, not a curated record. NCBI's taxonomy places the organism in Eukaryota, Metazoa, Chordata, Actinopteri, Clupeiformes, Engraulidae.